Molecule: messenger RNA, 408 nt
Organism: Microthlaspi erraticum
Lineage: Eukaryota; Viridiplantae; Streptophyta; Magnoliopsida; Brassicales; Brassicaceae
Source: the annotation of a GenBank genome assembly
AUGAACGCCGAGCUAAGGACUAAAUACCCCGAGACUGUAAGGGGUGCUGAGAAUGAGAGAAGUCCGUUAAGCGUAUCGAUUCAAGCAAGUCCGACUAGGUUAGGCGCCGCCUUCCAGACUUAUGAGAAACCGCCGGGUGGUAUGAACUCCAGAGCCCUAUUCUGGUUACAGAGUGCGGGUAGCCGACAAGUAGGAGCUGAACCCAUUCAUUGCUGCUUCCUUGGUUGCUGCACCUGCUUCUGCUCUUGGGUUGGUAACGAAAACUGCUUGGCACGUCUCAGACCAGGGCCACUUGUGGUCCCUUUUCAACAAAUCUGGACCUUCCUCGACAAGACUUCAAAUGCUAAGGUGGUCACCUGGGGAGUUGAGAUGAAAAAAAUGAAUUACUUGAGUUUCGGUCCCUCUUGA